AUGGCUCCAGACGUACGCACUUUCACCCUCAACACGGGUGAUGAAAUGCCUGCCGUCGGUUUUGGCACAUGGGGCAUCCCCCGCAGACAAACCGCACAAGCUGUAGAAACAGCCCUCCGUGCUGGCUACCGUCAUAUCGACACAGCACUCGCCUAUGGCAACGAACGCGAAGUAGGAGCCGGAAUCCGCGCUUCUGGUGUCCCCCGUAAAGAUAUUUGGGUAUCAGGCAAGCUCCGAAACAACUGGCACAAGCACGUCCCACAAUGUCUUGAAAAGAGUCUGAAUAAUCUCGGCGUGGGAUAUCUUGACUUGUACUUGAUUCACUGGCCCUGUUCCAGAGACGCAGACAACCCGGCGGUCUGUUAUGAGGAUUGGGACUUCAUUGAUGCAUGGAUGGAGAUGGAGGGAUUGCUGCACGAGGGCAAGGUCAUGAACAUUGGCGUGUCCAACUUUGGGAUUCGACAGUUGGACAAGUUGUUGGAAAGCUGUUGGACUGAAAUUGUGCCCGCAGUCAAUCAGAUCGAGCUUCACCCUUGCAACCCAUCGCCCAAGCUUGUAGCAUACUGCGCCUCGCACGAUAUCCAUACCGAAGGAUAUUCAUGCCUGGGAUCUGGUAGCUCAGCCCUGUACCGUAACAAGACCUUGGUUGACAUCGCCGACGCGAAUGAGAAGACAGUACAGCAGGUGUUGCUCCAGUGGGGCAUAGAGAAGGGCUGGGGCGUGGUUUGCAAGAGUGUGACUCCCUCCAGAAUCAAGUCCAACUUGGAAUUGGGUGGAUGGGAGCUGACAGACGACGAGAUGGAGGAUAUAGAUGGCAUCAAAGAGCGGUUCAAGGUCGUCAGCGAUGGGUUUCUGCCGAUCAAAGUGUUCUUUGGAGAUGAUGAGUAA
This is a messenger RNA of Fusarium poae, 888 nucleotides long. RefSeq lists its product as uncharacterized. NCBI's taxonomy places the organism in Eukaryota, Fungi, Ascomycota, Sordariomycetes, Hypocreales, Nectriaceae. The record is from RefSeq and is a predicted model, not a curated record. The transcript has 3 exons. Bases 1 to 888 code for a protein of 295 amino acids. Gene Ontology annotation, molecular function: oxidoreductase activity.